AGCAAGUCUUGUUAGAAAGAAAAAUGGAGUUUCUAGUCAUUUUCACUACCCUAUCUUUCUGCCUCUCUAUGCUUCUACCAACACCUUGUGUUGCUAUGCACAUUCAUAAUGAGCAAGGCAAUGUUGAUGAAAUUCAGUUCCCCCUCUCUAUACUUCCGAGAAAGCUUAGAUUACUCUUUAAUGAGAAAGUAUUUGUUCAUGGUCGUGAAGGUCAUCACCGUCAAAGUUUUACUUCAAACAAUAAUCAAAAAGAAGAUGCAUCAUUUUCAGGAAAAGCACACAACAAGGAACAAAAUCUAAUAAUACAUGGAAAUAGAGGGACCAGGCAGGAAUGGAUGGAGGAGUUAGGACCCGACACAUCCCAAUAUUUUACAAUGGAUUAUUCCCAUGUUAAAAGAAGAAUUCCUAUACAUAACAAAGGCUUGCCGGUUGGUCCAUGAAACAUGGAUUAAUGGCUGCAAGACAAAAAUCUAAAUCCAUCUUAACUAGUACAGCACCAACAGUUUUGCCCUGAAACUAAGUACUCAUGUUUUUUGUAAUUAGGGAUAUAAUUAAAGGAGUGUAUGUUUUUGUUUUCUUAUUAUUAUGAUAAUGUCUCUUAUGGCAGAC
This is a messenger RNA of Jatropha curcas, 609 nucleotides long. RefSeq names its product root meristem growth factor (gene RGF8). Lineage: Eukaryota; Viridiplantae; Streptophyta; Magnoliopsida; Malpighiales; Euphorbiaceae. The record is from RefSeq and is a predicted model, not a curated record.